AUGUGGCCAAGAGGCGUGAAGAAGGACUAUUUGAUCAGAACCGUGAUGCUCUUCGAGCAUAAGCAUUUUUCGCUCGUGCAUCGGAGCCCUGAUGCGCUUGAGAUGUACGUAAUUUCAUCCCCGCGUGCAAGGCAGCAGAGGGCGGGGAUAGAGCCAUCCUCGCGACGUCUCCGUCAGAGUGUCCAGAUGCGGCAACAAAUGCUGGGUGAACGGGUGGGCGACGGCUCAAUUGAGGUUUCUUUGGAUCCCGAGAGCAUCAAGCGAGGCGGAUACAUAGCGUGGGUGAAUCCAGCAGGAGAGGAGGCCGUGCCAAUAGCGCGCUUCGCUCCUCCCGAUGUCACGCUCAGUGCAAGGGACCGCCGGUAUGGCGCGUACAUGGUGUGGAAGAACAAGGGGGAAGUCACGUGUUUCGAUGGAGGAGUCCCGCAUGGAUGCCCUCCUGAGGACGAUGGUAUCCAAAACAACGCAGCGGAGGUUGUGAGGUUGAGCCCGCGGGACGCCAAGCGAGGGUCGAGUGUGCAAUGGAAGGAUAUCGUGGCACAGGAGGAUCAGGAGGCAGAGGCAACUGCCAAGUCUUCGAGCUUCGAGCCUGUCCAGAUAAUCAAACAUGGAAAAGCAGAAGAUCACAUCCACUCACAUCAGCGGUUCGACUUGACGAUCCACGAGUUACAGCAGUUGAGCGUGCGGCACACCGAAGACACAAUACAACAAAGGGAAUGGGCGCUGGAACAAGACCCAGCCUGA
Guillardia theta CCMP2712 is the source of this 744-nucleotide messenger RNA. RefSeq lists its product as hypothetical. Bases 1 to 744 code for a protein of 247 amino acids. The transcript has 6 exons. The record is from RefSeq and is a predicted model, not a curated record. Lineage: Eukaryota; Cryptophyceae; Pyrenomonadales; Geminigeraceae.